Messenger RNA from Blepharisma stoltei, 3009 nucleotides. Lineage: Eukaryota; Ciliophora; Heterotrichea; Heterotrichida; Blepharismidae. The record is from the annotation of a GenBank genome assembly.
AUGAACGGCUAUUCAAGUGUAACUAAAAAAAACGUGCCUGAAUGAUAUAAAGUAAGCUUAUCUGACCCUAGUUAUAAUUGAAGCAAAGUUCAGUUUGAUACCAAUACGAGCAGCUUAUUGUCAUGGGACAGUUAUGGGUAUGCAUAUUUUAAAUCAAAUAUCUUUAUUUUUGCAGGUGAUUUAAAUCCGCCUAUAGUUAACAGUUUUGUCAUUUUUGAUUUGCAAUCCUCUAUCAUUAAAUAUGAUGCUUAUGACAGUUAUCAUUCUCCUAGUCCAAGAAUGUACCAUUCAAUGCAAGCAAUGAGCAAUAAUUUAUAUUUGUUUGGAGGGUUAGGAGUUGAUGAAGAGCUUUAUAAUGAUUUAUGGACUUUUAAUUGUGUUGAUGAGACGUGAAAAGCUAUUGACACAACUGGGAAUAUACCUUCUAAACGAUAUGGAUAUGCAUCGGCAGCGAAUGCAGAUUUAAUGCUUGUGUGAGGAGGAUAUGGUGUAAAUGGGUAUUUAAAUGAUGGGUACUUACUUGAUAUUACGUCAAAUGCAUGACAUACUCUAACCUAUUCUGGAGAUGUCCCAAGUCCAAGAGUAGGAGCAUGCGGCGCUCAGAUGGGAUCAAAAAUCGUUAUAUAUGGUGGAUUAACAGAAUCAGGACUUUCUGAUGAGCUAUGGGUUUAUGAUUUGUCAACUUAUCAAUACACACUUUUAGACUAUAGCAAUACUAAAGGGCCUGGAAAAUUAUAUUAUGCUACUUGCAGAAUGUCUACAUCAACUCCGAAUUUUGUAUAUGUACUGUAUGGAGAAACUGAAGAUGAAAAGCCACUGAAUGGAGUUUUUACUUUUAACAUGUCAAGUAAAGCCUGAAUCGCUAAUUAUACAGAUACAGUAGAUCUUACAUGGGCAAGAGCCAAAAGCUCAGUUUAUAAGCUAAAAACAAGAAUUUUGAUCAUAGGAGGAGAAUCUUUCGGAAGUGAGCCAAAUAAUGAAAUUUUUUAUUUAGACACAAAUAGUAAUAAGCAUGUACAGAUCGGGAAAUUAGAAAGUUCUAUCUAUGCAGCAGCUUUUGCUUAUUUUCAAAAUUACGUAUAUAUACAUGGUGGAGGAACUGCAGUUGGCUCUGUAUUGAGAUUUAACGUGCCUUCUAAUAAAUUCAUAAGAAUCCACUUAUGAUCUGAUUGCACUGACAAUACAACAUGUUUUUGGGCAUGCAGCCCAGGGACUUAUAGAAGUGAUAACUGCAUUAUAUGCCCGCCUGGGACUUAUUCUGAUGGCUUUAAUCAUACUUUUUGUGAUAAAUGCCCUCAAGGGAAAUAUAAUGGCCAUCAUGGAGCAACUUCUAAAGACUUAUGCUAUCCCUGCCAAGAAGGUACUUAUAAUAAGCUAAAAGGAGCUGCAGCCUGCUUAAAAUGCCCAUAUGGAUCUAAAUGUGAUGUAGGCAGUGUUGACUUUAGUUUCGUUUCCAAAACUUAUGACGAUAAAUCAGAUCAGCCAGCACUUUAUACACCAGACACUGACCGGGUAAAAAAUGAUACGUUUAUUAUUCAAAGCCUUGUUGGGUUUAUAGGACUAUGUGUUAUUCUUCUAUUAAUUUUUGUAAAAAAAGGAAGGGAACUGCUUGAAGACGUUGACUUGUACACAAAUUUUCAUAAUCAUAUUAUAGGAAGAGUGAUGUAUUUGAAGCAGACUUGGCUUGGAGGAGUUUUCAGUAUCAUUUUCAUAUUUCUUGCAAUUAUGGCUGUCGGUACAGCUUUUAUUUAAAAAUUACUUUAAUUGGAUACCUAAAAACUUCCUUGGUGGUGUAUUUAGCGGUCCUUAUAGAGCUUUUUUCUGCUAAAGACAAUAAGCAAGUGUCCUAAGCACUACAAUAACUAAAGUAUCCACUAGGAUGAAAUUGAUCAUUCUGAUCAGAAUUUUGACCAUGAGCACCAAAAACUGCCUUAAAAGUUUAGCUCUCCUCUUUAAAAAUUUAAAAAGGGUUUAGGAACGAAAAGAUUUUCUGCUCGUUUUAGCGUGGGAAAAAGUGAAUGAGCCUAUAAAAUAGACAUAAACUUAUAAAUAAUAAUUAAAAUUACAGCUUUAGUUAAUUACGCUUUGAAUAACACAUAUGAAGUAAAAAGCUUAGUACCACUAGUCGUCCUUGAGCAAGACGUGUCUAACGUAAAUUCUACAUAGUAUAUUGGUGAUUUCACAAUAAUCGUUACAUUAAUCCACUAUGGAGGAACUUGCAUGGCAACUAACGAAUGCUCAUCUGAGCUCACACAAACUAUUACUGGGAUUAAUGGCUCUUUAACUAAAUCUACAUGUCAAGCAUAUGAUAAUGGGAAUUGCGAAAUUACGAUUAAAUGCAAAAACUGUGAAAUAUUGAGUUAUGCCCAAAUUUCAUAUGCCAUGAAUAACCAAAACGGCUAUGUUUCAGGUUUCACUGUAAAUGUCACAGCUUCUUCAUCUAUUCCUAAUGAAAAAAGCAGCUAUGAGACAACUAUUGAGCCAUCUAAAAAUUUUGUGUUUAUGGGAACAGUUCCAUCAGUGGUUUAUUUUUAUGCUAUUCCUUCAGUAAUUUUUAUUUAGUAUUAUUCUGAAACACAAACUGAUAAAAAUCAGACAGGAUAUCAUAUAUCCUUGAAACAAGCAUCAGAAAAAGGAUCAGAGUAUCAAGCAUUUGAGUAAAAUUUAUAUAGACUUGGUAUAGCGUUUAAUUCAUACUUAAAUAUCAAAUUUGACACAGGAACAAAUGGGCUUGUGACAACGAGAAAUGUCCGCCAAACGUGGAUUAUUUUAAUUACUACACUUUUAGGGUCUGUUUUUGGAAUUAUGGGAAGUAUUGGUGGGAUAAUGAAGCUAGUGGAGAAAAGAUGGACAAAAAUCAAAAAAAUGUUAAAGAAAAAGUCUGCAUACUUGAAGGCUGAGGAAAAUGCUGACAUUAUCACAAGUUCAUAUGAAAUCCCACACUUUUAUGAAGAACCAUCUUCAUCGCCCAAGGAAAGUCAGCCAGCAUUUAAAUUGUUUAUUAUAUAA